AUGUCGACUAUCGCGCUCAUAUCUGCUGGUGCAAUGGGGGCCAAUGUUGGUCGUAAAUUUGUGGAAGCUGGCUUCACUGUUCUCACAAGCUUGGAGGGGCGUUCUGAAGCUACACGCAAAAGAGCCCAUGACGCGGGAAUGAUUGACGCAUCGUGGACAGAGAUUAUCCAAAGAUCCGACAUUAUAAUGAGCGUCAUACCGCCUCGGGAUGCGGUAUCGUUCGCCCAACGCCUAUUGAAAGAGUUUACAUCGGUACCCAGGGCGUCUAAGGAACCCCUCAUUUUUGCGGAUUGCAAUGCAGUGAACGUGGUCACUAUCAAAAGCAUAGCAACUCUCUUCUUGCGCACGCCAAUUACGUUCCUGGACGGUUGCAUCAUUGGAGGCCCGCCUUCUGGAAAUUAUGUUCCCACUAUUUACGCGUCCGCGGAUCCUGCACGCGCAAAAGAACUGAAUCAAUUUAGGGAUGCUGUUAAACAAAGUGGGAUCAAAGCGAGGAUUUUGAACGGAGAUGGGUCAGGGAUUGGCGACGCCAGUGCCCUUAAAAUGUCAUAUGCCGGUAUUUCAAAGGGGCUCACUGGACUGUUUACAACGAUCAUUUUGGCUGCGCAUGCAAACUCACCUGCGACGAGCGCCGCACUCCUACAAGAGCUCAGCGACUCACAGCCAGAACUUCUGGAGCGGAUCACUCGGGCAGUUCCCGCAAUGAUCCCGAAAGCAUAUCGAUGGGUUGGUGAAAUGGAGGAGAUCGCGGGGUUUGUGGGAGGGGGUGAGGGAAAUAUAUACCAUGGACUGUCGAAGAUAUACGAAAGAGUGGAAGAAUCGAUAGAGGGAGAUCAAACGGACGUGGAGACGCUCAAGGCGUUUGUUGCGGAAGCCAAGAAGAGGAUUUAG
Psilocybe cubensis is the source of this 891-nucleotide messenger RNA. RefSeq lists its product as uncharacterized. The coding region runs from base 1 to 891 and encodes 296 amino acids. The record is from RefSeq and is a predicted model, not a curated record. The transcript has 3 exons. Gene Ontology annotation, molecular function: oxidoreductase activity; NADP binding. NCBI's taxonomy places the organism in Eukaryota, Fungi, Basidiomycota, Agaricomycetes, Agaricales, Agrocybaceae.